Messenger RNA from Xiphophorus maculatus (southern platyfish), 1503 nucleotides. RefSeq lists its product as uncharacterized. The record is from RefSeq and is a predicted model, not a curated record. The coding region runs from base 273 to 935 and encodes 220 amino acids. The transcript is spliced from 2 exons. NCBI's taxonomy places the organism in Eukaryota, Metazoa, Chordata, Actinopteri, Cyprinodontiformes, Poeciliidae.
CGGCCCUAAACCGUUUCCCAUUCAUUUCCAAUGGUAGUCCUAAACCACUACGGACGCAAUAUAUUUUUGACCACUAUGCCGUGGUGGCGCUGUCCAAUCUCAUGUCCGGGAGUGACACGCCCCCCUCCUUGCUUGGAUUCAGAAGAAGGCAACUUUCCGGCUUUUCGACUGAGAUUUUUAGGAGAAAUUACCGGCGUUACGCGGAGAAGGGGAAACAUAUCAAAGAAAAGCGAUAUCUUCACAUCCAUCCUUCUUCAUUUUAUUAGGUCAAAAUGAAGAAGACCAUUUUUUAUCCAGGGAGACGAAGUGUGGUUUUCCGCAAGGGGCCUCUUGGCUUCCUUCUUCAGGAUCCCUCUCCUGAGGCCAAGAAGAUAAAAAAUAAUCCCAGUCUGUGGGACAAGUCUGAGCCUAAGAGAGAGGAUGUUGUGCGGCAGAAUGCUUUGACUGUGGUCCGGGAAAGAGGAGGGGAUGUCACAGAUGUGUCAGAGGUCCUGGGAGAUUACAGCCUCCAAUUUGGAAAGUACAAAGGGAAGUGUUUCCGAUGGCUCUUGGAAAAUGAUGCAGGUUACACUUUGUACCUCAUCAGAAACCUCCAGAAGGAGGAGGAAGCUGGGAUCUGUAUAACUGAGAGCCUUAGCAAAGUCAACCUGUUAACUUUUGUUAAAUAUGCUCUCAGUUUUAAAGAGAUUAAAGAUGCCCUGGACUAUGAAGCCAGCAAAAUUACAGCAGCCUCUUCUGAAGAUGACCAGCUGGUUGGUUUUGGCUCUCGGGCCAAGAGCACUUGGAAAGAAAUUUGGGAUGGAAGAGAAGAUGGCUAUGCUGAUUUCAUACUGAAGAAGAGCUGCCUUCAUGGGACCAGGAUGCAGAAGCUGCAGCAGUACCUGCUCAAGAAAGAAGAAACAAACCAAAAGGUGUCUUUCUUGCGGACAGCCUAAGUCUCGUUAUGAGACUUCUGGCUCCUCCGUUCACAUCUUCUUUCAGUAGGGGCCCGUUAAGUACUUUUACUGCUCUAAAAAGGUUUAUGAUACAUACGCUGCAGAUGGACUAUCAAAGCCCAACAUGACCUUUGAGGAGUUCUCCACCACCACUUUUUUCCUAAAGGAACUCCUGGAAACCAAGAAGCGGGUGGAUGAGAGGGCUGAAAAGAAAAGAAAAAGAACAGAACCUCAGCCAACUGGCCGGGUUUGCAGGUUCUGCCACAUGGACCUCAAACAAGGUCCCAACAGCCCACACAUCCACUCUGGGUUCCCUGGUGUGGCAGGGAAAUACAUAUAUUGUCCUGCAAAGGUUCUGUCCAUGUACAAGUCUCAGGGUAUGGCUAAGGAGAUGACUUGGAAGGAAUUCUGCAAAUCACCUUUUUAUGAGGCAGAGCGACAAAGAUGGGUGGCUGAAAAGAAAAAAUAAAUAUUACAUGGUUCUAUUGAGAUGUUUAGGUAUUCUAUUAUUAUUCUAUAUUCCAUAUAUUUAUAUAGAUAAAAAAAAAUCUAAAUAUGCUGUAAAUAU